This is a messenger RNA of Durusdinium trenchii, 540 nucleotides long. NCBI's taxonomy places the organism in Eukaryota, Dinophyceae, Suessiales, Symbiodiniaceae. The record is from the annotation of a GenBank genome assembly.
AUGAUCAGCGGAACAUCCCGGAACGUGACUUCGUUCAUGCUUCGGGCUUUAGUGGUCCUCGACACCUCGAAGAGUCGCGCUGUGGAGCAGUGGAACUCAGCGCAUCCUGAGCAGAAGAUCGAAGCGGGCCACGUCAUUUUGGAGGUCAACGGGGCGCGGGAUCCGCGACGGAUGCUGCGACAGCUCCGCAAGAGCUCCAAGGUGGAGAUCCUGAUGAACAAGCAGCCGAGCCCGGAACAGGUCUGUGUCUUCCAAGCGGCCUUGGAGCUGCGUCGGAAGCCGGCCCUGCCCACCGUCGAAGAGGGGCUCGAAGUGACAUCGCCUUGUGCCUCAGUGGAGCCCUGUCUCUUGGUGUCGGAAGGUCCGAAGGCAGCACAGGCCGUUACAUUUGCCAUGAGGAUCUGGAGCCCAAGGCCUCCGACCACGUCGAGUUGCCUUGCGGCCAGGAAUUUCACCGAAUCUGUUCAUGAAAGAGAGCCACAGUCAGUGGCAACGCCCGGCGCGCCGCAGCGGCGCGUUCGGAGAACCAACGGCCUAUAG